UUAAGAACUGUGAUGAACGUUACAAGUGCGGUCAAACCAUCAGUGGCGUUUAUGCAAUCGACCCUGAUGGUUCAGGUGUCUUUAAUGUCUAUUGUGAUCAGACAACAGACGGUGGAGGAUGGACAGUGAUCCAGAAGAGGGUGGAUGACACCGUAGAUUUCAACCGGACUUGGAAAGACUAUAAAAAUGGAUUUGGUGAUUUUCUCAUUCGUGACUUUUGGCUCGGACUAGACAAGAUCCAUCGCCUGACGCAAAACAAAACAGAAAACAAACUCCGCGUGGAUCUAGGAGUAACUGCCAACAAAAUUGUCUACGCACAGUAUGAAUGGUUUGGUAUUGAGAAUGAGACAAAUCGUUACAAGCUGCACAUUGGCAGUUUUUCGGCAUGUACGGUCAAUUUACUCUUUCCUAAUCAAUGCACUUUUUCAUAA
Stylophora pistillata is the source of this 431-nucleotide messenger RNA. RefSeq names its product ficolin-2-like. The record is from RefSeq and is a predicted model, not a curated record. Lineage: Eukaryota; Metazoa; Cnidaria; Anthozoa; Scleractinia; Pocilloporidae.